GCUGCUUUUCUGCAACUGCAUGUUUCCAUCCUUUCCUAGCAGCUUUAUUCAGAUUUAUUUGGCGUGUCUUGGAUAAAGCCACUGUAUAAUCUGGAGGGUCAAAGGCAGACUGAAGAAAGUUAAUAAUGGCUGCUAAUGGUGCUAACAAUUCAGGGUGAAUCUUGUCAAAAGUUUUUUUUUUUUCCGCCCCCCUUUCUGGAAGUCUCAGCCUUUUGAUUGUGUGUUUCCUGAAAGCAAGACCAAUCAUUUCAGUUUAUUCACUGGCUAAACUCUACUUGAUUGGGGACAAGCACACAAACCAUCCAUUACGAUCUGAUAUAUUAUCCAAACAAUUUAGUGUAUUCAUGAGGUAACCUAAAUGUGGAGGCUGCAAAAUUACCCCUAAUCAAUUGAAACAGCGAGUGCGCGUCCCUCUGUGUGUGUAACAACUACAUGUCUCUGUAAUAAGGCAGACAUUAAAUCAUUUUGGAGUUGUACUGUUGAGUACCUGAUCACUGGGGCUCAGGGAAGCUGGACAGCCACAUUAGGACGUAGGGAUCGAGGAAGAAGCAAGCUGCCUUUCUGUUGGGAUCAAAGCCGACCUUCCUUGCGAGAGGUGCUUUUCCAGAUCCCCACCCGUCUGACCGCAGGCUGUGCAACAGCCAACCUAGACUUUCUUUUCUUUUCUUUUCUUUUCUUUUCUUUUCUUUUCUUUUCUUUUCUUCUUUGCUUUGUUUUAUUGCACUACAUGUUUGGGAAACAAGACAAAAUGGACGUUAGAUGCAAUUCAGAGGCUGAAGCGAACCGGGUCUCGAAGAACGGACAUAAAGAGGGCAAGGAAAGCAAAGGGUCUGAAGGAAAUAUUUCUACUUCUUUUUUGAAGGAUCAGCAAGGGACUUAUUCUGCCUCGGCCGUUUCGGAAGAUUGUAAUAAAAGUAAAUCUAGUUCUGCAGACCCGGACUAUUGCAGGAGGAUCCUAGUUAGAGAUGCCAAAGGUUCAAUAAGAGAGAUUAUUCUGCCUAAAGGACUUGAUCUGGACCGCCCCAAACGGACCCGAACGUCCUUCACCGCGGAGCAGCUGUACCGGCUGGAGAUGGAGUUCCAGAGGUGCCAAUAUGUGGUGGGACGGGAAAGGACCGAACUGGCCCGGCAGCUCAAUCUUUCGGAAACUCAGGUAAAGGUCUGGUUCCAGAACAGGCGCACGAAGCAGAAAAAGGACCAAGGCAAAGACUCGGAGCUGAGGUCCGUGGUGUCGGAGACCGCCGCCACCUGCAGCGUCCUCCGGCUCCUGGAGCAAGGCCGGCUGCUCUCCCCGCCGGGACUGCCCGGCCUCCUGCCCCCCUGCGCCACCGGCGCCUUGGGCUCCGCGCUGCGGGCCCCCAGCCUCACCAUCGGGACCACGGGCACCACCAGCUCAGGGCCCGCGGGCGGCUCCCCGCACUCGCCGGCGGUGAGCAGCGCGGCUGGGCCCCCCCAGGCUGCGGGACUCCACGCCUCGCCCAGCGCCGGCCAUAACCUCUUCAGCCUGCCGGUGCCCACCCUCCUGGGCUCGGUGGCCGGCCGGCUGUCCUCUAAUCCUUUGACAAUGGCCGGAUCUCUGGCAGGAAACUUGCAGGAACUAUCAGCCAGGUACCUGAGCUCUUCCGCCUUCGAGCCCUACUCCAGGACCAACAAUAAAGAAGGCGCUGAGAAAAAAGCCCUGGACUGACUCUGAGUAACUCUAUGUAUUUAUAUUUAUAGUAUCUAUUUGUGGCGAUAUUUAUGGAAUAAUGACACGUUAGUAUCUCAUCAGCCCUCCCUUCAAUCCCCCCUCCGCACACUCUCCUGCCCCCCCAUAACAAUCCGCCCCCCCGACCAUGCUUCCCGAGCCAGACUUAUUUCCGAAUGCAACGAGGAACGAAACUAUGUUUAGAGGCGAAAUCAUGAAGUGGACAAACACCUCACCCAAGUGUAGCCGCUAAAUAAACGGAUUCCUGACCACACAGCCGGGACGCCAUCACUGUUAGUGAUGGAGACCCCUUUAUUUUAGCGUGGGCGGGUGUGUGUGUGUGGGGGGGGGGAAAGGCAGGGUGGAGGAGGUUUGCCAGCAGCUCAAAACCAAACAUUUUGACUGCAUUCUGAAUCAAACCAAUGCAAACCUAACGAUGAUCCACGUUUUUAUCUGGGAAAGGGACUGGGGAGGAGGGGGGAAAUGGGAAGGGGAAGUUGAUUGCAGUUUAAUCAUAACCGUUUUGACUAUAUUCUGAAUUAAACCAAUGCAAACCGCUGCAGGAGUGGGGAAGUCGAUUCCAAACAAACGGACAUAGAAAUGGAACCAUCAGGUGGAUUUAAAUGUGUUGCCAAGACUUCAGUGACUCUAAGCACAAAUUUGCUCAAGGUUUUGUGGCCCCAUAUAUGUGUAUAUGAUGACUGCACUACAUUAACAGUUUAGUAUCCUACUUUGUAUUUAUAUUUGCUCUUGAUACAGAUCCAAUCCAGAAAAAAAGUCUGUCAACUUAAAAAAAAUAUUGAAUAGUUUAAGGAUCGGAACAGACUGCCUUUAAAACCCGCUCAUUAAAUGCAGAUACAGAAACCAGUGACUUUAGAUUGUUUUUAAUAAAAACAAUAUUUCACUUCAAGAUAAUGCAACGCCCCUUUUUUUAGUUUCAAGAGCUAGUUCUUCGAACCAAAAAUAACAUUAAAAUGUUGUAAAGGUAAAUAUGUGAAAUAAGGGAAAGUAAGGUAGAGAGAUUGGCGUGAUUCCAUCUAUACCUAUUAAAAUGACAGGUUUUUUUCUACUUGAGUUUCCAGUACCUGCAAAGUGUAUCCAAAUUAAACAUCUUUAGGGUUUCCUCCCUCCAGAAUACUCUCGCAAAUUACUACAUUUUGAUUAAAAUGAAAGUAAAAUAUAAAGAACGUAUCGUUUUGUACUUCGGUGUAAUAAUCCCUUUUGUCCUUUUGCAUACUUGUUACGGUUAUUUUUUCUCCAUCCGCCAGGAUGUUUAUUCCAAACUCUAGCAUUCUGAUCUAUUUCACAUUACGUUUCAGUACUUGAAUUUGUCAGAAAAAGAAUUCUGUAGUUAGCUAGUUUGUUUGUUUGUUUUAGUUUUUCUUUCUUUAACCUUUAAUAUAAGGCGUUUACAAGCUGUAUAAAUACGUGCCACCAAACCUUAACCAAAAAUAAUUACAAAAAAUGGAAUGGUUGCUGUAGUCUAGAGAAUUAACUAUAAAACAGAACUGGAGAGAGAGCGAGAGCGAGAGAGCAGGACAGAAAACAAAAUAGUAAUUUUAUUGUGAAUUAUUUACGUCUGAAGUUUCUAGGCAAUAGUGGAGAAAAUAAUGAAUGAAUCGAGCGCCGAGAACUUGCUACUAACUUUUGUUCUGAAUGUUUUUGGCUAUUUGGAUGUUUUGUAUUUAUGUGGUGAGAGUGAAAUAUAUUAUAUCUAUAUGA
Molecule: messenger RNA, 3409 nt
Organism: Caretta caretta (loggerhead turtle)
Lineage: Eukaryota; Metazoa; Chordata; Testudines; Cheloniidae
Gene: VAX1
Product: ventral anterior homeobox 1
Biological process (GO): central nervous system development; brain development; neuron differentiation
Cellular component (GO): nucleus
Molecular function (GO): DNA-binding transcription factor activity, RNA polymerase II-specific; RNA polymerase II cis-regulatory region sequence-specific DNA binding
Source: RefSeq, a predicted model, not a curated record